Molecule: messenger RNA, 665 nt
Organism: Camponotus floridanus (Florida carpenter ant)
Lineage: Eukaryota; Metazoa; Arthropoda; Insecta; Hymenoptera; Formicidae
Exons: 3
Coding region: 125-508 (127 amino acids)
Molecular function (GO): sequence-specific DNA binding
Source: RefSeq, a predicted model, not a curated record
GCCAUUGGCGAACAGUUUUUGAUUGGUCACUGUAAAUCACGUGGUUUUUCCGCCAUCUUGUACCCCAUGACGUCAUUAAUGACGUUACUGAUGACGUUUAUUGACAUCAUGCUAACUGUUGCUCAUGUUAAAUCUGAGGCGUUCUAUUUGGGUGUCACAGACUGGACGGAAAUUCUGGCUACCCGGAACCUCCAGCUGCAUCUGUGAAGAUCAUUUUGAUGCAUCACAAUGGGAAACAGUGCGUGUAGAUGGGUCUAGAAAACUCCGACGUUUUGCAAUACCUUUGCGUGCAGAAAAUAAUAAAAACGUUUCAAAAUUUGUCACAAUGCAUGAUCAUAAGUAUACUGUUGACGCAAGUCAGCGUCUUCCCUUUCAAGACCUCACUACACAAAUGAACUCAUCUCAUGACAACAAUUAUAUCUCAAUUCAAUGUGUGCCAUCAAGAUCCAUUCAAGUUGCAGGAAGUCCAGUAAUAACCUGGAAUCGACACGCGGAAAAGGCACGAUGAGAAAAAUUCUUCGAGGGGGAGAUGGCGGGGAAACUCCUCAAAGAAUAGAGAAUGCUGGACGUGUGGGAAGACAGGGCAUUUCCGUUCGGAAUGCCCGGAGGAAAAGGGAAACGCGGUUUAGUUGAGCUACGCGGGGGGAGCUCAACUUUCUCCCAAA